AUCCUCGUCAAAUCUUUCUCACCUCGUCGCAAUCCAAUCCACCACCCGGCGAAGAAGGCGACGAGAUGGCGGCGAGCAGCUUCAUGGGGUCGUCGUCGCGGCUCCGCGUCGGCCUCCUCCCGUCCGUGACCCCGCGCCUCGGCCGCCGCGCACUCGCCGCCCGCGCCUCCGCGGACGGCGGCGGCGGCCCGGUCCGCGUCCGCUUCGCGCCGUCGCCCACCGGCAACCUCCACGUCGGGGGCGCCCGCACCGCGCUCUUCAACUACCUAUUCGCGCGCUCCAGGGGCGGCAAGUUCGUCCUCCGCGUCGAGGACACCGACCUCGAGCGCUCCACCAAGAAGUCCGAGGAGGCCGUCCUCAGCGACCUCUCCUGGCUCGGCCUCGACUGGGACGAAGGCCCGGACAUUGGUGGCGAUUUCGGCCCUUACCGCCAGUCUGAGCGCAAUGCUCUGUACAAAGAGCAUGCCCAGAAGCUAAUGGAGUCUGGUGCUGUUUAUCGCUGCUUCUGCUCUAGUGAGGAACUUGAGAAAAUGAAGGUAACUGCGAAUCAGAUGAAGAUUCCUCCUGUAUACAUGGGGAAGUGGGCUACUGCUUCAGAUGCAGAAGUUCAACAAGAGUUAGAGAAAGGCACACCUUAUACUUACCGUUUCCGAGUGCCAAAGGAAGGUUCACUGAAAAUUAACGACCUUAUUCGUGGUGAGGUCAGUUGGAAUCUAAACACACUUGGUGAUUUCGUGAUCAUGAGAAGCAAUGGCCAGCCAGUGUAUAACUUCUGUGUUACGGUUGAUGAUGCUACCAUGCGCAUCUCUCACGUUAUCAGAGCUGAGGAGCACCUACCAAACACAUUACGGCAAGCCCUCAUUUAUAAAGCUCUUGGAUUUGCAAUGCCUUUAUUUGCCCAUGUCUCACUCAUUCUGGCUCCUGAUAAAAGUAAACUCUCUAAACGUCAUGGGGCUACUUCUGUGGGGCAGUAUAAAGAGAUGGGCUAUCUGCCUCAGGCAAUGGUCAAUUAUUUAGCACUCUUGGGCUGGGGUGAUGGCACUGAAAAUGAGUUCUUCACCAUUGAUGACUUGGUUGAGAAGUUCACUAUCAAUCGCGUCAAUAAAAGUGGAGCAGUCUUUGACGCAACAAAAUUGAAAUGGAUGAAUGGACAGCAUCUACGGUCACUUCCUUCUGAUUUGCUCAUCAAGGACUUCGAAGAUCGAUGGAGGAGCACAGGCAUUCUUCUGGAGUCUGAAAGUGGUUUUGCUAAAGAAGCUGCUGAGCUUUUGAAGGAGGGCAUUGACUUGAUAACAGAUGCGGAUGCUGCCCUUUGCAAAUUAUUGUCGUAUCCCCUUCAUGACACUUUAAGCAGUGAUGAAGCUAAAUCUGUGGUGGAAGACAAACUUUCUGAGGUUGCAUCGGGUCUCAUUGCUGCUUAUGAUAGUGGUGAGCUUGGUCAAGCACUAGCUGAAGGCCAUGAUGGUUGGAAGAAGUGGGUGAAAUCUUUUGGCAAGACUCACAAAAGGAAGGGAAAGUCGCUAUUUAUGCCACUCCGAGUGCUGUUGACCGGGAAGCUUCACGGACCUGCCAUGGACAGUACCGUAAUCCUCGUUCACAAAGCAGGCACCUCUGGUGCGGUGGCCCCUCACUCUGGUUUCGUGAGUAUCGCUGAAAGGUUCAAGAUCCUGAAAGAGGUGGACUGGGAGUCACUGCAGAAACAACAAGAGUCCCCGGUUGAAUCUGCCGUUCCCGCGGCUUCGUAAAAUUUUGUAGGGAAUCCAGAACAAUCAUAUAAUGUGAGUGAGUGAUGGCUUGUUACUUUUUUUUUCGAUUUACGCGUGUAAUGAAUUUUGAGGAUAUGUGCUCCAUCUUUUUGUAUGUUGUGUUGCCUAUUUCUUCCGUUGCUGGGAACACAUAGGACACGUCUAGUAAGAUGUACGAAUAGUUUGGCGCUUAAUAAAGUGUUUUUUUCCCCUGUA
Messenger RNA from Aegilops tauschii subsp. strangulata, 1961 nucleotides. Its product is annotated as glutamate--tRNA ligase, chloroplastic/mitochondrial. Gene Ontology annotation, molecular function: zinc ion binding; tRNA binding; glutamate-tRNA ligase activity. NCBI's taxonomy places the organism in Eukaryota, Viridiplantae, Streptophyta, Magnoliopsida, Poales, Poaceae. Gene Ontology annotation, biological process: glutamyl-tRNA aminoacylation. Gene Ontology annotation, cellular component: mitochondrion. The record is from RefSeq and is a predicted model, not a curated record.